Molecule: messenger RNA, 2343 nt
Organism: Cutaneotrichosporon cavernicola
Lineage: Eukaryota; Fungi; Basidiomycota; Tremellomycetes; Trichosporonales; Trichosporonaceae
Exons: 10
Coding region: 1-2343 (780 amino acids)
Molecular function (GO): zinc ion binding
Source: RefSeq, a predicted model, not a curated record
AUGCCUGACGAACAGCCAGAUCCCCGCUCUCCCCGUCAGGGGCGGGGCGCCGACAACGGCGGCCUCCCGACCUCUACCGGCAACCCCUCGCUCGCGAUGCCAAUGCCUCCGGGCGGGUUCCCCGGCGUGUUUGUGGGCGAACCCGUGCCGCCGCGUCCACAACGAAGCCUCAGCUCAAUGCUCUUCCUCACCAUGUUCUUCUUCUUCAUGUCUCAGAAUGGCGGCAAUCAGGUGCCUCUCGGCACGAUUGGACCAGACGGCGAGAUCCGCGAGCGCGUCACUGAGCUCAGUCUUCUCCGGCAUCACGUCAAGGAGUACGAGGGUUAUAUCAACGGGACGGGUAACUGGACCGAGCCACCACCGCCCAGCAUCCUGGCAUCUAGUCUGGUGCCGGCCCGCUUCGACCACAGCGAUGUCGUCACGCGCGGCGACACUUUCUACCCCAACAUCACCGGGUGGUAUCGACGAGCCAUGGCACACCCGGUCGACCUUCUUGUGGAGCAGGUGGACCGGAGCGAUUCGUUCUUCCGCGGCAUUCCAUUGCCAGCAGUGAACGAGAGCGGGAGCUGGAACCAGACGCUUGCAAACGAGCUGCGCGGCGAGUUCGACUGGAUGUCCGUCACAUCGUGGGACCUGCGGGGGAUUGUCGAGCGGAGUAUUGUGCCAGAACGAGAGGAGAGGAAAACAAUCGCUCCAAAUGACGACUCCGAGAAGGCGCUAGGGAACAGCGAGAACCUCGUUGCACUCGAGCCAACAUGGGCUUGGGUUCGUGGUUUGCUCACCGUCGGCACACCCAAUACAUCACUCGAAUACAAGUUUUACGGGCUGCACCACAUUGCGAACGGGACAUAUGAGCUCUUCUCAUUACAUGAGUCACAGCGUGUUGACAUCCGAAACAUACCCACGCUUUAUCCUGCGCACCAUACCGAGACGGUGCAGAUUGUACUCGCCGAGCUCAAGAAGGAGCUGCAGAUCCAGGAGGACUCGUUGCUCCUCACCGACGUGAGGCCAGAAGAACCGUCUGUGACGAAGUGCCCACUGCUCAUCCACCUGUCUCUGCCUCCACUCCCACCAGGAGUGCGGCUAGAGGACGUACUGCAGUACGACAACGAGCUAUCAAACCCGACGGGCCUGCUGCUCAGCCUCAAGAAGCCACCCACGUACUGGCAGGGCGUGGGGUUGGGAGGUGUUAUCGUCGGCGACCAGUGCGGAUUCGUGGCCGGCCUUGAUCGUGGUCGCGGCGUGCCGUUGGACGACUUCUGGCGCAAGACGGUCAACUACGCCGCGUACGCCACGCUGUCUCAGCUCGUUGUCCUUUUCCUCCUUGUCGGUCAGAUGGAACGCACGCGCACUCCCUCGACUCUCGCCAAGGUGUCGUUAUGGACGAUUGUGCUCAUAGCGCUCUCCGACUCGUGGAUCUUCAGUGCACACUUGGUCACCGGCGUCAUAUCCGACAACAGGACGAGUUUGCCGAUGCUGGUUCCUGGCUUCGCAGCCCUGUGCACAGCGAUCGUCUUCGGGCCACGUUACGCUGUGCUGCUACACCGUAUCCAGGCGCCAGAACGUAUCAUUGCUCGUCCUCCGCGACGCCGCGCUGCGUCCACCGCUGCAUCGGCAUCUGGUGAUGCCUUGGGUGAUGAUUCAGACGAAGAGACUGAGCCUCCCAUGCCGUGGACCGACCGUGUAGGCAACCUUCUCUCAACAUACCCCGGAUUAAAGUGGCUCGGCGCCGUCGCGCUCAUGUUCAUCUUCGCACAGAUCGCGUUGAUGCCCUCGGUCAUCCCCUUCGUCCUCUUCGCCAUGCAGAGCAUCUGGGUCCCCCAGAUCUAUCGCAACGCGCGACGUGGCUCGAACGGCGCACUCGGCCACGCAUUCAUCAUCGGCACAAGCAUCGGCCGGCUCGCGUUGCCGUUGUACGCCCUCGCGUGCCCUGAGAACGUCUUCUUCAUCGAUAACGCCGACUGGGUGUGGGCAAUGGUGCUCUGGCAAGUUGUGCAGAUCGCAGUCCUCUUGGCGCAGGACCGGUUCGGGCCGGCUUUCUUCCUUCCCAAACGCUUCGCCCCAGCAGAAGGUUACGACUACCACCCUCUCUUGCCCGCCCCCGAUGCCGAGAACGCGCUCGAGGGCAGAGGCGAGAUUCCCGCCGAGACAACAUGCUCGAUCUGCAUGGAAGAGGUCAACACCCACCCCGAUCCCGCAGACGGGCCGCUGCUCAAUCUCAACGCGCGGAGGAGCUACGCCGUUGCACCGUGUCACCAUCUCUUCCACACAAAGUGCCUGCAGCAGUGGAUGGCAGUCAAGACCAUCUGCCCACUGUGCAAGCGGCCUUUGCCGCCACUCUGA